AUGUAUAAUAAUAGUAAUAGUAAUAAUAAUAACGGUAGUAGAAAAAGAUCAAGCCCACCAUUAUAUAUAAAUAAUAAUAAUAGUGGCAAUUAUAUAUCACCACCCUCUCCAUUAUCGCCAAAACAAACCAAUAAUUUUCUUUUUAAUAAUGGUGGUUUUAAUUCAUUUGAAAAUCCUCAACAACAAUCUCCUCCACAACAACAACAACUUUUAUUUACAUCACCAAUACCAACUAGACCACAAAAUCUAUAUCAAUACAUCGAUGAAAAUGAAUUAAAUACAGGUUAUAAUAAUAGUAAUAAUAAUAAUAAUAAUAAUAAUAAUAAUAAUAAUAAUAAUAAUAAUAAUAAUAAUAAUAAUAAUAAUAAUAGUAAUAAUAAUAAUAAUAGUAAUAAUAAUAAUAACAACAAAAUGAUAACUACAACCACUACUACAACCACAAAAUCAAAUAAUGACUAUAAGAAGAAAAUAAAAAAACAAAUUAAUUUUAAAUUGGAUAAUUUACAUGAAAGCAGUGAAGAGGAAGAAGAGGAACAACAAGAAGAAGAGGAAGAAGAAGAAGAAAAAGAAGAACUAAAUUAUAUUAAUAAUAAUAAUAAUAAAAAUGAUGAUGACAAUAAUAGUCAAGAUGAAGAUAAAGAAGAAGAUAAAUACCAUGAAACUAAUACAGAUUUUGGAUUAUUAAGUGUUGCAUCAAAAGAGGAUUUAAUGAUUUGUUUAAAUGUUUUAAAAAAAGAAAUGGGUCAAUUUAAAAAUUUAUCUCAAAAUUUAUUAUCAAGAUUACAAAUAUUAGAGAAUGGUAUUGGUCAAGAGAAAAUGAUAAGAUUAUUAAAUAAUAAUAAUAAUUAUAAUAUGAAUGGUAGUAGUGAUAGUAGUGAUAGUAGUAAUAGUAGUGGCCAUAGUAGAAAUAAUUCUGAUGAAAAUAUGAUCGAUUGUUAUUAUGUCACUAGAAAUAAUAAUAAUAAUAAUACCAAUUCAUUAUUAAUACCACCAGCACCACCACAAUUACAACAACAACAACAACAACAACAAUUUUAUAGUCAAGAUGCAGUUAUGAUUUCAACAUACCUUUUAGAAGUUCAAAAGAUUGUUGAAAAACAAAGACAAUAUGAUAGUUUAUUAGCACAAAGAGAAAAGUAUUGGGAUAUUGAAUUAAAUAAAAUUACAAUGGCAAUUUUAAAUAAACUUGGUCCAAAUCCAUCAACAACUGUUGAUUUACUAAAUUUACCAAUGAAUAAUAUGAACAUUAAUAAAAAUAAUAAUAGUAAUAAUAAUAAUAAUAAUAAUAAUCAUAAUUAUAAUAAAAAUAAUAAUAAUAAUAAUAAUAAUAAUAAUGAUUUUUCAAAUUUUAAUAAUGAUGAUUGCUUUUAUAAUAGUAAUAAUAGUUGUAAUAGUGAAGAUUUUGAUUCAUUUACAGCAUUAAAUAAUAUAAAUAAUAGUAUUAUAAGGAAUCAAAGUAGUAAUAGUUUAAAUUUAAAGGAUGAUUCAGAGGAAACAAAUUUCAAUAGUUUAAAAUCUAAAACAAAUAAUAUCUUUAAAAGAUUUUAUAUUUAUUUAUUUGGAACUAAAAAAACAAUUACAUUUUGGAAAAAAGUUGCAAUCAUUGCUAUCAUUGUAAUAGUAUGGCCUUUAAUUGCAAAUUUAACUUAUAAAUUUAUUGUUUAUUUAAUAAAUAAAAGAAGAUUAGCUAAAACUCAACCAUUUAUAAUUGGAAAUAAUAAUACUAGUAAUUAUAAUAGUUCAACUGCAAUUGGUAAAAGUUUAAAACCAAUUAAAUCUUCAAUUUUAGUACCUUCAUCUUCAUCAUUACCAUCUUCAUCUUCUUCAUCAUCAUCCACUUCUUCGUCAUCCAAUUUAUUAUUACCUUCAUCAAUUAAUAAUGGCACUAAUGCAUUUAAAAAGAUUAAAUCGUCAUUAAUGAAAAAGAAUUCCGAUAUAAGUAGUGGUGUUGGUAAUGUUGUUAGCAGUGUUGCAAGUAAUGUUGUUGGUGGUAGUGGUUCAGGGGUUGGUGCACCUGAUUUUGUAAAAGCAUUUAUCCAAGGUGUUAGUACUGGUGAUGGUGGUUCAAAUGAUAAUUUAACAAAUAAUGCAUUAUCAUCAAUUACAAAUACAUUUGGAAAUUUAAAUACAGUUGCAAACUCUUCAAUUGCACCAUCUAUUGGUUCAGGUUUAAUUGGAUCUUCUAUUUCUCCAUCCUCUUCAUCCUCCUCUUCAUCAUCUGCUAAUACAGCAUCAAAUAUAAUUAAUAAUUUUACACCAUCAGCUUUAAGUCAACUUAAUUUACCUGGUAGUUCAUCAUCAUCAUCAUCUUUUAGUAAUCCUGUUUCUUCAAUUGCUAAUAAUUUUAUGUCUGAUUCAAAUAGAUCACCAUCAUCAUCCUCAUCAUCAUCCUCAAGUACAAGUGAUUCAGAGAAUGGAAUGUUAAAAUUAGUUAGAAAUUUAUUAACUCAUAGAUAA
Messenger RNA from Dictyostelium discoideum AX4, 2457 nucleotides. RefSeq lists its product as hypothetical. The transcript has a single exon. Bases 1 to 2457 code for a protein of 818 amino acids. Gene Ontology annotation, cellular component: membrane. The record is from RefSeq and is a predicted model, not a curated record. Lineage: Eukaryota; Evosea; Eumycetozoa; Dictyosteliales; Dictyosteliaceae.